Messenger RNA from Nematolebias whitei (Rio pearlfish), 583 nucleotides. Its product is annotated as gamma-crystallin S-1-like. Gene Ontology annotation, biological process: lens development in camera-type eye; visual perception. The record is from RefSeq and is a predicted model, not a curated record. NCBI's taxonomy places the organism in Eukaryota, Metazoa, Chordata, Actinopteri, Cyprinodontiformes, Rivulidae. Gene Ontology annotation, molecular function: structural constituent of eye lens. The coding region runs from base 39 to 557 and encodes 172 amino acids. The transcript has 3 exons.
GAACACAACAGGUAUAGAUUUGAUCCUCGAGAGCAGCCAUGGUGGGAAAGAUCGUUUUUUACGAGGACAGAAACUUCGGAGGUCGUUACUACGAGUGCAUGAGUGACUGUGCUGACCUGCACUUGCUGUUUCAUCACUGUCGCUCCAUUCGAGUGGAGAGCGGCAUGUUUGUGGUCUACGACCGGCCCGGCUUCACUGGAAACCAGUACUUCAUGAGGAGGGGGGACUACAUGAGUACUACUGGCAUGAGUUACUGUGUCAGGUCCUGUCGCGUGAUCCCAGUGCACAGCGGCAACUUCAGGAUUCGUCUGUAUGAACACUUCGACAUGGGCGGCGAAAUGAUGGAGUUGAUGGACGACUGUUCAAACCUCAUGGGUCGCUUCCACCUCCAGAACUUCAACUCGUGCACUGUGAUGGAGGGCCACUGGUUCCUGUAUGAACAGCCCAACUACAGGGGGCACAAUUAUUACGUGAGGCCGGGCCAGUACAGGAGCUUCAUGGAGUGGAGUGGCAUAAGCUCCAGGAUUGGCUCCAUCAGGCGUGCAAUUGACCUUUAAAGGCAGAGGAAAUGUCUGCUCUUUGU